UGUCCAGCUCACCUCACAAGCACUCGCCCUCACGCUCGUCGCCGCUGUCCUCGGAGCAGCAGAUCGACGCUGCCAGAGAGGAGCCCGAGCGCCCCUCGAAGCAGCGCCGCGAUAGCCAGUCGUUUUUGCGCGAUGCGCUGUGGAUCUGACGCUGCGCUCUGGACAGCUGCAUGAUGUGCCUCUCCACCCAGCAUGCGACUCAUCAGCCGCAGCCUGCCUCACACUCGCAGAGCCCGCCUUACCCGUGCAGCGGUCGGCACCGAAUCCGCGCACGAGGAGGCGAGGCGGGGCUCCCAUGAGGCCGUCUUCGAUUCCUGCGUGCAAGACAUCACUGCAUCGGCGCGGAGCAUCGCUAAUUCGGUCAAGCUGCUUCGCGCAGCCUGGCAGCAAAAAGUCGCAGAGCUGCGCGACGUCAAGGACGAGCUAGAGCGCACGAAGCGCGAGCUCAACGAGAAGGUCCAGGCCGUCGCCGAGGCCGAGACCAGCGCGCACAAGGCUCUCGCCGAGCUCAAGACCGCCCAACUCGAGGCUCAACGCAGCAGCACGGCGCUUGCUGUGAGUGCCGUGGCGGUGCGGCAUCCCCACCAGACGCUGCCCAAGACCAAGGUGUCCAAGGAGGCGCGCAAGAAGGUGCUUAAACGCCUCGGCCUCGAGGACGCCUUUCAGGCCGUCCAGAAGCAGAUCGAGAGCAACCUGGCAGAGCUUGAGGCGACUCGAGUCCGACGGCGCACAGCCGAUGCCGCCAUGGCCGCAGUCCCGCCGACGAUGCGUUAGCCUUCCGCCUCGCCGCACACCAUGCGGCAUAUUGAGCCUCGCCGCCACCGACGAUGCAGCAUAUCAGAGACGCAGCACAGCAUCAGCUGCAGGCAGGAGGAUGCAGAGCGCAGCCGCAACCAGCAGCAGCGCCACCCCUGCACCCUGCAGCUGCAGCUGCUGCUGCUGUGAGGCUGCAGACGAAGACACGAGUGCUUCGAACUCGACGAAGCCCAUCUCUCCUACCUCGUCCGCCCCGCCUGCGCGAUCACUUGUCUCAG
This is a messenger RNA of Tilletiopsis washingtonensis, 1034 nucleotides long. RefSeq lists its product as hypothetical. The record is from RefSeq and is a predicted model, not a curated record. NCBI's taxonomy places the organism in Eukaryota, Fungi, Basidiomycota, Exobasidiomycetes, Entylomatales. The transcript is spliced from 2 exons. Bases 193 to 774 code for a protein of 193 amino acids.